UUGGAACUCUACUCUAAAUUUAGAGUUCCUGGGGUUGGAUGAUGUACUUCCUGCUUGAUAUAUUGGAUAUAUUUAGAAUUAGCUUGAUGCUGUGAUGGGAGGAUGUAGGGCAGGUCCCUGCAGCGCAGGUCCCUGCAGCGCAGGUCCCUGCAGGGCAUUACGCCGUUGUCUGAAGAAAGACCUCAGACGAAUUGUUAAGGCCAGUGGAGCAACUAUCUGUUCAACUCUUGCAAACUUGGAAGGAGAUGAGAGUUUUGAUCCCUCUUUAGUGGGCCAAGCUGAGGAGGUGGUUCAAGAAAGGAUAUGCGAUGAUGAACUGAUACUUGUUAAAAAUACAAAGGCCCGUACUUCUGCAUCAAUCAUUCUGCGAGGAGCAAAUGAUUUGCAAGGGCCGGUCCCUGCAAGGGUUCCAAUGGGGCAAGAGAGUCAGUCAGAAGCAUGA
Molecule: messenger RNA, 442 nt
Organism: Callorhinchus milii (elephant shark)
Lineage: Eukaryota; Metazoa; Chordata; Chondrichthyes; Chimaeriformes; Callorhinchidae
Product: T-complex protein 1 subunit alpha-like
Exons: 4
Coding region: 95-442 (115 amino acids)
Biological process (GO): protein folding
Cellular component (GO): chaperonin-containing T-complex
Molecular function (GO): ATP binding; ATP-dependent protein folding chaperone
Source: RefSeq, a predicted model, not a curated record